UGAAAAUGGUUCCAAUCGUUUUUCCACCAUUCAUUUCUCCAUAGGGGAAUUUCAAACUACUUCAUAAGGUCUGGGUUUUGUGUAGGCUUAUCCCGGCAUGACGUUUUGAUAACCUCGCAAAUCUCUCUCGGACAAGGUAACUUUAAUCAGUAUAUUCUUAUGUAAUUACUCUCCAAAAAUAAAAUGCUAAUUAGCCGCUAAUGUGGCUAUCAUACAGAACUACACAUCCUGUUUCAAGCUUUGACGUAAUCACUCAAGGCGCAGGGUGGAAAGAACCUCCACAUUUCUCUAUGCAAACUCUCAUCCACAAGUAACCUAGCAAGUAGAUAUUACAGCCUUUCUAGUUUCUCGUGUAAAUAAGUGAUAUUGUGUAUUUCUUGUGUGUAUUCUUGUUUAGCAUUUUUCAAAUUACCUAGCUACCGUAGCAUUUUUUCAUUACUAGAAUUUUUUUAAUUACCCUGGCCUUUUUAGCUAACUAGCUAACCUUAGGUCUCUCCGUCGAUCAGAAGCAAGGAUGGUUCUGUGCUCUGUACCCGGAUUGUAACCAGUAACGUUACUUAGAUAAGAACACGUGUAUUUGAUCGUUUUCCGUCCUCUGAGUGAGAGGCAUCGCUGGAGCUGUGUGAUAAGGGAUUUGGGCCUUGCCUGGGAGCAACAUUACUUAUAUCCUUUGCGUCGGACUCAUUAAAGAACAAAUCUUCAUCCAGUUCGAGAUUGGUGGACCGGAAACCUAGUGGCAACAAUCAGGUCUGUAUCUGUCAUUUUCUGGUGGGAAAGAAAUGGCUCUGUAUUUACCAGAAAAGGUAGCUCAUCUUCCAAUGCAGAAGAGAAAGAUCCAGACUGUUGAUUGGGAAAAAAGAACAAACAAUGAGGCAUGAGGAUUGGGUGUUGAGGGACCACUUGUCACAUUGUCCAAGUCCAAAAGGAGUGCAUCCCUUGUGCCAUCUAGUGCACGGGCAUCCUUUGCCAGUGUGAUCCGAGUACAAGUGUCAAGUUGUAGAGACUACAACAGAUCGAGCCUGUGGACAGACAGACACGAGGAGUGACAUGCGUAACACCAGGCUCACCCCAUGAGAAGCAGUGCAUGAUCAACACCAUCCUCAGCAAGGAGAUCACGCUCUCUAACUCUGGGGGGAUUGGAUCCACACCCAGUCUCCUGGUUGGAUUGAAUGAUUCACCUUCUUCUGUAAUUCACCUGUGGGACCCAAAAGCUUUGACAUACGAGUAUGGUUAACAAAUAAUCUUCUCCUGUGUUUUGCUAAGGUUCUACUGGGAUUUCACCAUGCUGAUGUUCAUGGUGGGCAACCUCAUCAUCAUCCCCGUGGGGAUCACCUUCUUCAAGGACGAGACCACCGCACCCUGGAUCAUCUUCAACGUGGUCUCUGACACCUUCUUCCUCAUGGACCUGGUCCUCAACUUCCGCACAGGCAUCGUUUUAGAGGACAAUACUGAGAUCAUCCUGGACCCCAAGAAGAUCAAGAGGACAUACCUGAAGACCUGGUUUUUGGUGGACUUUAUCUCCUCCAUCCCUGUGGAUUAUAUCUUCUUGAUCGUGGAGAAGGGGAUCGACUCUGAGGUGUAUAAAACAGCCAGAGCCCUGAGGAUCGUGCGCUUUACCAAGAUCCUCAGUCUGCUGAGGCUGCUCAGGCUGUCCAGGCUAAUUCGCUAUGUCCACCAAUGGGAAGAGAUCUUCCAUAUGACCUAUGACCUGGCCAGUGCAGUGAUGCGUAUCUUCAACCUGAUUGGUAUGAUGUUGCUGCUGUGUCACUGGGAUGGCUGUUUGCAGUUCCUGGUUCCCAUGCUGCAGGAUUUCCCCCAGGACUGCUGGGUCUCCCUUAACAAGAUGGUGAACGACUCGUGGAGCGAGCUGUACUCCUUUGCCCUGUUCAAAGCCAUGAGUCACAUGCUGUGUAUCGGUUACGGGCGCCAAGCCCCAGAGAGCAUGUCUGAUAUCUGGUUGACCAUGCUCAGUAUGAUCGUGGGCGCCACCUGCUACGCCAUGUUCAUCGGCCACGCCACCGCCCUCAUCCAGUCCCUGGACUCAUCCCGGCGCCAGUACCAGGAGAAGUACAAACAAGUGGAGCAGUACAUGUCUUUCCACAAACUGCCAGCUGACUUCCGACAGAAAAUCCAUGACUACUACGAGCACAGAUACCAGGGCAAGAUGUUUGAUGAGGAGAGCAUCCUGGAGGAGCUUAAUGAACCACUGCGGGAGGAAAUUGUCAACUUCAACUGCCGUAAGCUGGUGGCGUCCAUGCCCCUGUUUGCCAACACCGACCCCAACUUUGUGACGGCCAUGUUGACUAAGCUCCGCUUUGAGGUCUUCCAGCCUGGAGAUUAUAUCAUCAGGGAGGGCACCAUUGGCAAGAAGAUGUACUUCACCCAACACGGUGUGACCAGUGUCCUGACCAAAGGAACCAUGGGCAUGAAGCUCUCAGAUGGAUCCUAUUUUGGAGAGAUCUGUCUGUUGACCCGAGGCAGACGGACGGCCAGUGUGCGAGCGGACACGUACUGCCGUCUCUACUCCCUGUCUGUGGAUAACUUUAAUGAGGUGCUGGAGGAGUACCCCAUGAUGAGACGAGCCUUCGAGACUGUGGCCAUCGACCGACUGGACCGGAUAGGGAAGAAGAACUCGAUCCUAAUGCACAAGGUUCAGCAUGACCUCAAUUCGGGCGUCUUCAACAACCGGGAGAACGAGAUGAUCCAGGAGAUUGUGAAAUAUGACCGUGAGAUGGUGCAGCAGGUGGACCUGCAUAAGCCCCAUGCCAUGUCCAUGUCCAACCCACUCACACAUGGCGGCAUCUUCGCCCCCCCUGGCCCUCCCCAGAGCUCAGCCAUCGCCACUCUCCAGCAGGCUGUGGCCAUGAGCUUCUGUCCCCCCAUGGUAGGUCCUCUGGCAGGGGGUGGGGGCCUGCAGUCCCCCCGGAUGGUGCGGAGGUUCAAGGUGAUGCAGAGUGUAUCCAGCCCUGUGCCAGCCUCCCCUCCCCCCCAGACCCAGCAGACCAUGCAUCCCCAGCUGCACACCAGUGGUGCAUUCGUCACGGCCCUCUCCAGCCCCCCCAUCCAGAGCCCCUUACCGGCUGGGGGACGGACAUUCCAGUACAGACAUCCCUCUUCUGGCUCCCAGCUCUCCCUGGUCCAGCAAGUUGUGCCCAGCCCCACACACAGGCCCAACACCCAUAACAGCACCCGGUCUCUGCACAUGGGCAGUCUGGGUCAGAAUGCCAGGGCACUGUCCGCCUCUCAGCCCUCCCUGCCCCAGGGAGGGGCUCAUCCCGUGGCUCCCUGUCCAUCACAGUCCACCCGUGUCUCCUCCACCUCCAUCGGGCCCUCUCAGACCCCCUCGGGCCAUGCAGGGGUCAGGAGCGCUAUGACUCAUAGGAUGGUGCUUCCCCACCAGAUGUCUGCGGGGGCGUUCCCUCUAGCCUCCCUCCCGGGGACUGUUACAUCGCUGGGGAUGGGCAUGGGGAUGGGGAUGGGCAUGGGGGUGGGCAUGGGAGUGGGCAUAGGGGCAGGCUUGGCACCAGCCCUGCUGGACUCAGGAUUACCCAAGAGGGAUUCUAUAGCCAGCCUCCCUGAGACAGACCGUGCCAGAUCGAGGCUCUCUUCCAAUUUGUGACCUUUAUUCCUGUAGAGCCAGUGCUUUUUGGUUGUGGGAACUCUAAAGGUUUCUUCCUUCUACACUAUAAUUCUCCCUGUCUCGCGGGGCUAAAUCUGACUUAAAGAAUGUAUGCUGUGUGAUUGGUGAUGACAGGGAGAGAGAGACAGGAGCUGAUGGAAAAUGUAUGACUAACAAUAUGAAGUCUGUAUACAGAGUUAUUGUCAUAGGUGGGAUGUUUCUACUCCAUCCACAGACAGAUACCGACCGUACGUAAUGGUAGCACCUUCUCCCCACAUCUCUUCUCCUUUAUUUGCUGUGUUUACUGUAACCAUAUUCAACAUACAUAACGUCUGUCACCCACUAUCUAUAUACUCCCAACAAUACAAACUGUCUGGGACAAGAAGAAAAUCUGGGACCUGCUUCAGAUGACAACGAUGACGUCCACACUUUGCAGAAGUGUUCUGGGAUUUCCUCUUUUGUCUAUGGACCGGCUUUAGCACAAGUUCUACUCAUGCCACUGUAAUAUUGUUUCAGAAAACAAGAUAAUGCUAAAUGUUUUUUUUUUCACAUCACAUUUUAAAUGAAUGCAUUCAAAGGCUAUAAAGGGAAUUGUUUGCCAUUUGUAUUUUAUUCCAGUUGGGCUUCUACAAACACAAUAUGGCCUGGGAUUAGUAAUAUAUCACUGAAGAAAAUAAAACUAUGAUUGUAACAUUUGAAGCCAUGUCCUCGUCCAUAAGUGUGUGUAUGGGUAUAAGUAUGACUAUGAGUGUCUUCAUAAGGAAUUAAUAUAAUAUAUAGCUCAUCCCCCCUCUCUCAAAUGGUCUUUGCAGAAGAUGGUGUAGGUAUGUUUAAUUUUUUUGCUAUGGAAUCUACCGUAUCAUACAUGACAUUCCAUUCUGACUUUGCCUUUUCAAAACACUACAGCUUGGGAUCAAGUGAUACAGUUUCAAUGAGGUCAUCCGUCCCCAUAGGAUGAUGCAUAUGCAUGUUGAUAUGGGUUAUGAGUCACAUGAAUAUCAACAUACUGUAAAUCAACAUACUGUAUUUCAAUAAACCCUGAUGGAAUUUCAUAUCAGGUUAUUUGCAUAGUUAAGUUUAGAAUAGGCAGUUCAUAGUUUUGCUUUCCUUAAAAGAUAUCCAAGAUAAUAGUCUGGCUGAAGUUCUGAAUGCACUUUGCAGCGUAAUUGACGAUGCUAAUAUCCGGACAGAGCAUGUCCAGGCAGAGACUGAUUCCUCGUGGUUAGAUUGCAUACAUAAUUCCAUUUAAUGAAUACAUUAAACUUUUCAUUGAUACAUUUCAUCUCAUCUGUAUUGUCCAUCCAUUAUAAGACUUUUUUUAGAUUAAUAGAAAUUCUAAACAAAUCUAUUUUUUCCCCCCCCUUUCCACUCAAAGUACAUACAGUAAUAUAACAUCUCAUUAAGGUAGACUGGGUGUUCAAUGUGCAUAAUGCUUCUGCAAUGCUCCCAACUAAAUGCUCCCAUUCCAUUCUAAUCUGUAGCAAGGGCAGCGCAGACAUUUUGGAGGGUGCAUUGUGAUGUGUUUCCUACCGCAAGUGUUGCCACUAAAUGUGUUUAUCGGCCUCAGCGGCCUCCGCUGAUUAGUGUCCAAAAGCAUUAGAGGAAGAGGCUUUCCAAGCUCCAAUAUCCAAUUUAUCUGCAUCUCAAUCAUCCCCCCCUUCCCCCGCCAUUACUAUGUAAUGAGGGAGAAGAUUGGACCCCCCCAGGCCCCAUUUAUUUUUGACUGUUAUUACUUUCCUUCAAUUGUGUUUCGUCAUGAGUUUUACUGUAUCAUUCAACUUGAGGGUGGUGAAAGACAGUAGUACAAGGUUGUGGGUUUGGAAAGAAUUCGUUGCUAGCAAUGAUGCCCAGUGAAACUUCUUUGGGAACUUUCAUGUGCUUUAAGGGGAAGUACAGUGCCUUCAGAAAGUAUUCAUACUCCUUGACUCAUUCAACAUUUU
This is a messenger RNA of Salmo salar (Atlantic salmon), 5559 nucleotides long. Lineage: Eukaryota; Metazoa; Chordata; Actinopteri; Salmoniformes; Salmonidae. The record is from RefSeq and is a predicted model, not a curated record.